This is a messenger RNA of Conger conger (European conger), 5672 nucleotides long. RefSeq names its product sodium- and chloride-dependent glycine transporter 2-like. Gene Ontology annotation, molecular function: glycine:sodium symporter activity. Gene Ontology annotation, cellular component: membrane. Lineage: Eukaryota; Metazoa; Chordata; Actinopteri; Anguilliformes; Congridae. The coding region runs from base 41 to 2419 and encodes 792 amino acids. The transcript has 16 exons. The record is from RefSeq and is a predicted model, not a curated record. Gene Ontology annotation, biological process: synaptic transmission, glycinergic; glycine import across plasma membrane; sodium ion transmembrane transport.
UGCUGCGUUCCGGCUUCCACUCAUCUGUGCUGCAAUAGGCAUGGAUUUUUCCGAGCAGAAGGAUAUGGCCAAGCAGCCAGUCAACAAUCCAGCCGGUUUUAACCCGUCACCUCUGCACGAAGGAACCGUUGGAGUUACAGCAAACAAUCCGGAGAAUGUCCAACACCUACCUUCUGACAAGCAGCCUGCACCGCAACCGAUUCCAGACAACGAGAGGAAAACUUUUUGUCCUGUGGAAAAUAAGCAGGGGGAGGCAGAGGUCAGCAAAGCGUAUGGGACGUUUAAAAACGCGGCCCCAGUGCCGGUUCCCAUUAACUCUGCCCUCCGCAAGGAUUCCGCCGGAAGUGCGCUGCCUCGAACGGAUGGUUCUACAACUGUUCAUGGCACAUUAAUGUCUUCUCACUGCACAGACGGGUUGUCUAAUCAAAGUGCCACAAGGAGCGCAGUGGAACAAAACAACGCCACGGGCAACUGGACUUCCGUGAGCCAGACCACAGUUAUACUCGGAACAGAUGGUAACACUUCUGUCUUGCCUGGCACAGCGAUCGAGGAUGACGAUGACGGCCAAGGAGAUGAGAACAAAGCUAGGGGGAAUUGGUCAAAUAAAAUGGAUUUCAUUCUCUCCAUGGUUGGGUAUGCUGUCGGUUUGGGUAAUGUGUGGAGAUUUCCAUACCUCGCCUUCCAAAAUGGAGGAGGUGCUUUUUUGAUACCAUACCUGAUAAUGUUGUGCCUCGCUGGAAUUCCUAUAUUUUUACUGGAAGUUUCUCUGGGCCAGUUCGCCAGCCAGGGCCCAGUAUCUGUAUGGAAAGCUAUCCCGGCCUUGCAAGGUUGCGGGAUUGCCAUGUUGAUUAUAUCUGUCUUAAUAGCCAUAUACUAUAAUAUUAUUAUGUGCUGGACAUUGUACUACCUGUUCGCUUCGUUGAAGGGCUCACUCCCAUGGGCUAACUGUAAGAAUACGUGGAACACCCUGGACUGUAAGGACAAAGAUAUGCUUCUUUUAGACUCUUGUAUACUACGGGACAGGAAUAUAACUUCAGUUAAGAACACAACCUUCUGUUUGACGGCAAAUGCGGUUGGGAAUCUAAGCAAACUGGCCAAUCUUACAUCGGAAAACAAAACCUAUGUCAGCCCCAGUGAAGAGUAUUUCAAGUACAAUGUGCUGCACAUUUCUAAAGGGAUCGAGUACCCGGGCGACAUCCGCUGGCCUUUGGCCCUCUGUCUUUUUUUGGCCUGGGUAAUUGUCUAUGCAUCUCUGGCAAAAGGAAUCAAGUCAUCGGGAAAGGUGGUGUACUUCACAGCCACUUUCCCCUACGUAGUGCUGAUCAUUCUCCUGAUCAGGGGAGUCACCCUGCCUGGGGCUGGUUCUGGAAUACUCUACUUUAUAACACCAAAGUGGGAGAAACUCAAUGAUGCAAAGGUGUGGAAGGAUGCUGCUACUCAAAUUUUCUUCUCCCUGUCUGCAGCCUGGGGUGGACUCAUCACUCUGUCUUCCUACAACAAGUUUCACAAUAACUGUUACAGAGACACGGUGAUAGUGACAUGCACAAACAGUGCCACCAGCAUCUUUGCUGGCUUUGUCAUCUUCUCUGUGAUCGGAUUCAUGGCUCACGAGCUGAAGGUGCCCAUCGAGAAGGUGGCUGACGAAGGUCCAGGCAUAGCGUUCGUGGUGUACCCUGAAGCGCUGACCAGACUGCCGCUCUCCCCCUUCUGGGCCAUCAUCUUCUUCCUCAUGCUGCUCACCCUGGGCCUGGAUACCAUGUUCGCUACCAUCGAGACCAUCGUGACGUCCGUGUCGGACGAGUUCCCCAAAUACCUGCGCAAGCACAAACCCUUCUUCACCUUGGCGUGCUGCGCCAGUUUCUUCGUCCUGGGCUUCCCGAUGAUCACCGAGAGUGGGAUGUACAUGCUGCAGUUGGUGGAUACGUACGCAGCCUCCUACUCUCUUGUCAUCAUCGCCAUUUUUGAGCUGGUGGGUGUGUCCUACAUCUACGGCUUGCAGAGAUUCUGUGAAGACAUUGAAAUGAUGAUUGGAUUCCAGCCAAACAGAUUCUGGAGAGUCUGCUGGGCUUUUGUAACUCCUACCAUUCUCACGUUCAUCCUGGGCUUGAGCUUGUACCAGUGGAAAGUGAUGACCUAUGAGGAUUAUACUUACCCCACCUGGUCUAUGGUUAUGGGCUGGCUAAUGGUCAUCUGUUCAGUCAUCUGGAUUCCCAUCAUGUUUGUCAUCAAAAUGCACCUGGCGCCCGGCUCCUUCAUCGAGCGCUUGAAGCUGGUGUGCUCCCCGCAGCCUGACUGGGGCCCGUUCCUGCUGAAACACCGCGGGGAACGCUACAGGAACAUGAUAGACCCCCUGGGGACAAACUCUCUGGGACUCAAGCUGCCACCCAAGGAUUUCGAGCUGGGAUCCCAGUACCAGUAACAGCUGCAGGGGGUUAUGGGUGGAAAUAAGGCACGUCUCCUCACUCCUCCGUCCUCCCUCUUUCAUUCCCCCUUCGCCCACACUUCCCUGUUCCCUCUUACAGGUCCCUGAAUGGAGUAAGUGACCCAGGUGGAACCUUUCCCUUCCCCCCCCCCCCGUGAAUGCAGUAUUUUUCCCCCUCACAGACUCAUAGACACACCAAUUAAUGAAUGCAGAAGCCCGUUCGAAGGAGGUUGCUCCAGAAUUAAAAUCAUUGUGUAAAGCAAUUUGUCACUUAGGGAAUACUGGGCCAUACCGGGCUUCUCCUGACAGAUGUGUUUUCCUUGGAUUCCUGUGCAUUAAUGAUAAUAAAACAGAUGACACAGGCACAGAAUGCAAGCAUCUGUGACCCAUGAAAAUAAAUUCAUGGACAAUAAUACAUUAGCAUUUAUCAAGACCCAAUUACUGGUCAUAGCAUCUCUUACAUUUAUACUUCUGCUACGAAAUGGCAAUAUUGGUCCCAUAAACUGGCAUAUUUUCAUCAUCUUUACGCCAGCAGUCGGACUUUACGGAUCAUGUGUGCCAUUAUAUAUGAUAUAUAUUUUCCCCCCACUGUAUGUAUUUAACCUCUUUACCAAUUCUAAUGUUAUCACAAAUAUAUUGUUAGAAAUUUGUCAUUUGUGCCAACUUCUAUAUCCUGAGUAUCCUCUAAAUAUGGUUUUGCAUAAUGCUGGCUGUUCACUUGUUCUAAAUAGAAAAAAAAAAAUCUUACUCUUCUGUAGUUCUGUGUUGUUAGAGUCUAGGCCUACUGUUCUCUCUUGGCUCAAGAGUUGAUUAGAUAUUCCCUAGCUCUUCCUCUAUAUAUAAAAUCUAAUACAUAUUCUCGCUUACACUUACACAAAGUGAAGCACAUGUGUAGUUUAGAGCACAACUGUGUUGCUCCAUCUUCUAUCUUUCAUACUGUAUAUCAGUAUACUUUUCAUCUUAUCAUACUGUAAGGACAAACAAAAGUCAGUGUGGAAUUGCACUAGUACUUCACAACUUCUAUUAAAAUUACAGUACUCAGUGGCCAUGUAGAAUGUGCAUAAAACUACUGUAUAUUGACUAUUUACUGCUAAAAUGUAUAUGUUGUGGUCUCUUUAUGGCACUUGUGGAUCAUCUCCCUGGUCAUAUAUCUAGUUUCAGUAGACUUAAAUAUUAAGAGAGAAUGUGUAUGACUGUGUUGUUGUAUCUUGUACAAAUGGAAUAUUUUUAAAAUGGUGGUCUUUGUGUCCAUGUUGUGAACGCUAGUGUUGUUGUGUCCCAAUGAGUAUUAUGAACAGUGGCGAGAGAGGGUGAGUAUAGUUUUAGAAAAAAACAACUUUGGACCUGUGCUUUUAUGGGAAACCUGUUGUGGAGCUCUGGGGACAGUGGUCUGUCUGCCUGUCUGUCUGUUUUCAUGCGUCAGGGUCUCAGGUAAACUUGACUUCAUCAGCCACAUUGUGUUGAUGCUACAUACACGUUAGCAUCCAGAAAAUGAAAAAGGUGGUGGUUUUUAUAUUUCUUGCCAUGUCGCUUUGAGACUAUCUGAAGGGAUUAAAGGCUUCCUGGACAUAAUUGGCAUUGUUUGACAAAUAGUUUAAUUUGAUUUGUUCAGCUUUUGAAAUUAAGAUUAAGACCUUGUGCCUAAUUUAACUAUAAUCAGGCAUUGCAAAUGUGUUUUCCAAGUGAUUUUGCCUAAAGGGGGACUUUGCAGAGUUCAGACCAUGAAAAAUGUACAGUCGUCAAAGCAAUCGUAAAAUCCACUGUAUCACUACUGUAUCAACCUGUUACCUUAAUAAGCAUAUUCUCCACCUGGAUGAAAGUAACUUGCCUGUGGAUCAGUAAAUUGUGUCCUUACCUUCCUAAUGGAAGUGGGCAUUAUUUGAUUUCAAGGCUUUACACAGAUCAAGGUGCUGGUUGGCGAAUGAACUGUGCUGUCAAGGGAAAAAAUCCUGUCUGAACCUGAUGACAAAAGAGACUAUGCCAGCAUAUCACCACCAUAUAAAGAAAUUAUACUUAUGGUGAAAUAAAGUGCUAAGGUGCAGUAUGAUAAUUUGCUAAUGGUUUAAAACACAGGUAGAAAGACAAAGAAAGGAAACAGAAAAGAAAAUCCAUGUUAUGUAUUGUGUGUAGUGAAGUGUUUUAAUGUUGUGAAGAAUUUCAUGUCAAUGAUUUCUCUUUGUGCAAUAAGAUAUACCUUGUAAAUUUACAUAUUUUCACUCAUAUUUCACUGACAAAAGCCAUAGCAAAAUUCUGACGAUUGUGAAAAAUGUGCAGAUGCACACACACAUGCACAUGCAGACAUGCAAACACGCAUAUAUUUACACAGAUCUAUCCUGAAAAAUGUUAAAUUCUGUGACAGACACAGACAGAUUGCAAUAGAAAUGAAUUUCAUUCACAAUUAUUUACUAUCCCUAAAUUAAUUUCUGUGUGCCCUGUGGUUACUCCUGCUGUUUCUCUCUGACUGUUUUGACCAGAGCUACAUCAGUAGAAAACACAGCUAUACUCCCUCUCUUCAGCCAAAAUCUCAACAAACACUUUGGCUUUUUCCCAGAAAUAAAAAAACUGCAUCAGUCAAGCAAGUACAGGCGGGAAUACACUAGCGCCUGUGAGAAACUGUGUCUCUAACUGAAAUCAGAGUUACAUUCUUUCUUUUUCCCUCUGAAAGUUGUAAGUCACAAGGGAUUGGUUUUCAGAUCCAAAGGCAUUAUCAAAUUAUUGUAAAACAAGGUAGCAAGCUUGUCGUUAUUCAUGUUUCUGUGUUUUUUUGUGAUCCUGUUAGGGCCUUCGAAGGUAUAUGUAUGCUUGUCCUCCUCCUAACUAACUUUCUGCUUUGCAUGCAUCUGCUAUGUCCUCAUUGAUGUAGAGUUCCAUGUCACCUCCUCAGAAUACUGGCAUGUGGGGAAAGUUAUUGUUUUUCCUUGUAUGUAAAUUUACUGAAAAACGAACAUUAUUUUAUGCCUACAAGUCAACUUUAGGCAGUAGAUAACCAAAGAGGGAGAGCUUUAUGAACGGUUCUGAGAUAAGAAAAUAAAAUAAAAUAAAAAAAAAGAUAAAAUUAAAAGAAAUAAAAGCAUGUGUAUUUGGGAGACUGAGAUACUGCCAGUUAUUUUCCAUUAGUGUUCAUUGAUAUGAGCCAAUAUGUUACAAUACAUGUUCAGGUAACCAUUGGCCUUAUAGAUGUCUUAUAAUUGCAGAAUAUUAUAUGUAUUUCAAAUUAUAGAUACAGAGCAAUCUAAAAUCUGCCAUAUAU